CUGAGAUUCCAUCUCACUCUCCUCGGCGCAAACUCAGAAGCCACAUCACACUCGUUCAAUGCACAACUCAUCAACAUGGCUGCCAUAGACGAAGAAGCAAACCUGUCAAAAACAUCAACCCGGUCGGUAGACCAAGGCCAUCAAUCAGACGACCCUCCCCAAAAUGCCCUCAUGGCAACCCUCUCUCGAACGCGGAGCCGCACCAACACUCUUCUCGAAAAGGUCUCCCUCCGCGAGCGCAUCCACCAUUUCACCUUCGCAUGGUACACCCUAACGAUGUCCACGGGCGGAAUUGCCCUCCUCCUCGCCGAAACACCACACCGCUUCCGCGGUCUCGACACCAUCGGCCUGAUCGUCUUCCUCCUCGACAUCGUCCUCAUCUUCCUCAUCACUCUCACCCUCUGCCUCCGCUUCUCAUUCUUCCGCAAGGCACCCGCCAAAGCAAUCACCCACCCGUCGGAGUCCCUUUUCAUACCGACCUUCUUCCUCUCUCUCGCCGCCGCCCUCUCCAACAUCCAGCACUACGGCGUUCCGCAAUGUGGGCCCUGGCUAAUCGUCACCCUUCGAGUCUGUUUCUGGAUCUAUCUCAUCGUCACCUUCUUCGCCUCCGUGGGCAUGUACCACCUCCUCUUCACCGGCCGCCGACGACUCUCCCUCGACAGCAUGACCCCAGCCUGGAUCCUCCCCAUCUUCCCCGUAAUGCUCACAGGCACUCUGGCCGGCUUCAUGUGCCGCUCUCAACCACCAGACCAGGCAGCAGCCAUGCUCGGCGCCGGCCUCGCCGCCCAGGGCCUCGGGUUUCUAGUCUCGGCAUUCAUGUACGCGACGUACCUCUCCCGCCUGAUGACCAUCGGCCUCCCCGUCCAACGACCGGGCAUGUUCAUCGCCGUCGGUCCACCAAGCUUCACCGCUGCGGCUCUGGUCUCCAUGGCCGCCGACGUGCCCCGAUUGAUCGCCUCCGAAGGCUCCCUCGUCUCCGACUCCCUGCGAUCGGCAGCGUACCUCACCGACAUGGAGAACCCGGGCACAGUCGCCUUUGCCGUCCGCGCCAUGGCUCUCUUCAGCGCGGUGUUUCUCUGGGGCCUGUCGUUUUGGUUCUUCUCGUCCGCGUGCCUGUCUACGCUGUUUGGCAUGCCGGAUCACUCGUUCCAUCUCAGCUGGUGGAGUUUCGUGUUCCCCAACGUCGGAUUCACCAUCGCCACUAUCCGAAUCGGGGAGGCGUUCGGGAGCGAGGGACUCUUGUGGCUGGCCACCGUUUUCACGAUUUUGCUGGUUGCUGUUUGGCUCUUCGUCGGGUUCUGCUGCGCGCGGGCGGUGGUCCGGAGAAAGCUCGUCUGGCCUGGCCGCGACGAGGACAGCGAUUAA
Molecule: messenger RNA, 1365 nt
Organism: Colletotrichum karsti
Lineage: Eukaryota; Fungi; Ascomycota; Sordariomycetes; Glomerellales; Glomerellaceae
Product: C4-dicarboxylate transporter/malic acid transporter
Exons: 3
Biological process (GO): malate transmembrane transport
Cellular component (GO): membrane
Molecular function (GO): malate transmembrane transporter activity
Source: RefSeq, a predicted model, not a curated record